Molecule: messenger RNA, 3894 nt
Organism: Chroicocephalus ridibundus (black-headed gull)
Lineage: Eukaryota; Metazoa; Chordata; Aves; Charadriiformes; Laridae
Gene: NAE1
Product: NEDD8 activating enzyme E1 subunit 1
Exons: 20
Coding region: 69-1676 (535 amino acids)
Biological process (GO): protein neddylation
Cellular component (GO): cytoplasm
Molecular function (GO): NEDD8 activating enzyme activity
Source: RefSeq, a predicted model, not a curated record
CCCGCCUACGCGCAUGCGCCGCGCCCGCCCGCGCAUGCGCCGCGUCCGCCGGCCGGGGUAGCGCGGGUAUGGCGCAGACGGGCCGGGCCAGCCUGAAGGAGCAGCGCUACGACCGGCAGCUCAGGUUGUGGGGUGACCAUGGACAAGAAGCUUUAGAAUCUGCACACGUUUGUGUGAUAAAUGCAACAGCGACAGGAACCGAAAUACUCAAAAACUUAGUGCUGCCAGGUAUCGGUUCAUUUACAAUUGUCGAUGGGAAUCUGGUCUCUGGAGAAGACGUUGGAAAUAAUUUCUUUCUACAAAAAAGCCAUAUUGGUCAGAAUCGUGCCCAGAGUGCCACUGAGCUCUUGCAAGAAUUGAAUAAUGAUGUUUCUGGAAACUUUGUUGAAGAGAGCCCAGAAAAACUUCUAGACAAUGACCCUUCCUUUUUUAAUCGGUUUAACUUGGUGGUUGCAACACAACUACCAGAAAGUACGUUGCUGCGCUUGGCUGAACUUCUCUGGGAUUCUAACAUUCCUCUGCUGGUCUGCAGGACUUAUGGACUGGUUGGUUACAUGAGAGUCAUUAUUAAAGAACAUACAGUUGUUGAAUCGCAUCCUGACAAUAUGUUAGAAGAUCUGAGACUGGACAAACCAUUUCCAGAGCUGAGGGAACAUGUUCAGUCUUAUGACUUGGAUCAUAUGGACAGGAAGGACCAUAGCCACACUCCAUGGAUUGUGAUCGUAGCCAAGUAUCUAACAAAAUGGUUCAACGAGAAAAGCGAUCAGUUGCCUAAGAGUUACAAAGAAAAAGAAGCCUUCAGACAACUGAUUCGGCAAGGUAUCUUAAAGAAUGAAAAUGGAACCCCAGAAGAUGAGGAAAACUUUGAAGAAGCUAUAAAAAAUGUGAACACAGCAUUAAAUACCACAGAGAUUCCAAGAUGCAUUGUAGAGAUUUUUAAUGAUGAUUGCUGCAUAAAUCUCACAGAGCAGUCGCCCUCCUUCUGGAUUUUGGCUCGAGCUGUGAAGGAAUUUGUGGCAAAUGAGGGGCAAGGAAGCUUGCCUGUCCGGGGCACUAUUCCUGAUAUGAUAGCGGACUCCAAUAAAUUUAUCAAGUUGCAAAAUGUAUACCGUGAAAAAGCAAAGAGGGAUAUUGCUGCUGUGGGUAACCAUGCUGCUAAAUUGUUACAGUCCCUAGGCAAGGCACCCGAAUCUAUUUCAGAGAGAGAAUUAAAAUUGUUUUGCAGCAACUCAGCUUUUCUCCGAGUAGUACGAUGUAGAUCUCUGUCUGAAGAAUAUGGUUUAAACACUUUUAACAAGGAUGAAAUUAUUUCCCAUAUGGAUAACCCCGACAGUGAAUUGGUGCUGUACUUGAUGCUGCGGGCUGUGGAUAGAUUUUAUAAGCAGCAUGGUAGAUAUCCAGGUGUCUACAACUAUCAGGUAGAAGAUGAUAUUGGAAAACUAAAAUCAUGCCUUACUGGUUUCUUACAAGAACAUGGGUUGUCUGUAGUGGUGAAAGAUGACUAUGUUCAUGAGUUUUGUCGCUACGGAGCUGCUGAGCCACAUGCUAUUGCUGCCUUCAUGGGAGGAGCUGCUGCACAGGAGGUUAUCAAAGUCAUUACAGGGCAGUUUGUUAUUUUUAACAACACCUACAUUUACAGUGGAAUGUCACAGACUUCAGCGACUUUCCAGCUGUAGGAGAACGAUCUCGCAUUUGUUGCCAGCAGGCGCAGUGUGCUGUAAAUACUGUGGUGUUCUGCCACUGACUGGACUGUUCUGUGAAUUAAAGUUCCUUUAUUUGUAAUGAUUUUAUCUUCUUUUUUUUCUUUUUCCACCCUGAGGACAAAUAAAAUCAUACCAAAUCCUGAAAAUUCUUUUUUAAAUGUAGAUUUUUCUGAUUUGCCUUUCAAAGAAAAAAACAGCAGCUGUUCUUUGGCAUGGUAAGUUGCUUUUACAAAUUGGCUUACCUGGUUUGCAGCAGAGCUGGAUUUAUUUUUUUCAUAAAAGCUGCUCUUCAGAUUGAGGCAGGGAGGACUCGUGAAACGUUGAUGGUCUGAGGAUCGAACUGUCAGAAGCACUAGGGAAAGCUGUAAUACCUUUUACUGAGUUCAAGGACAUUAGGGAGAGGGGUUGUGUGCUGGAAAACUUGGUUCUUUCGUCUCUAUUUGUCUAGUCAAAGGUUCUUUUUCCUGCAGCAGUUUCCAAAGGCAGUGUAUGGAAGCUAGCGGCACUGUACACCCGGCGGUUGCCCCGGGCCGGGCCAGGCGGAGGCCGGCAGCGCCGCCGGUGCCUGAGGUAGCGGCCCGGGGCGGCGGCCGCGUCCUGAGGGGCCGGGGCGGGGCGAAGGGCGGGAAGGGCGCGCGGCUGAGGGCUCUCCUCAGGCCGGCGAGGGUGAGCAGAACCGCUGCCGCCGCCGGCUCAACAGGUACCUAAUCCCUGCCCUGUUUCCCGUCCUCCUGGUAUUCUCCACCUCUCCCGAAAGCUGGACGAAGAAUGCUUUUGCUGGGCCCUUUUUUUUUUUUUGUAAAUCUUAUACGUUCUUUCAUUUUUAUACUUGGGAUGAUCUGGAGUACUUGUUAAGACUUCAAAGUGGUGCUUGAUAAUGAGCUGCAAAUCCUACGUGGCUCACCUGAGAGGGAGGAGGGAUGGGGUGAAUGCUGAAAUAGCACUGGAAGGCUUCAAAGGUCUGUUACACGGAACAGAGUUCCUCAAAAGUUAGCGGAUGCACCCUGAGCUGCUGGGUGAAUAUUGAUUUCAGUAGGACACCAACAAUCCAGACUUCUUCCACUGUGCAGGACUUGACUGCUGGGUUUUAAAAAAGAAAAAAACCUGGCUGUUUCUAGCCCAGUGUGGCUGCGCAGGGCAAGGCCAUCAGCCCCAGCCCUGACUGACUGGGAUGUUCCCAUCAGCCUCCACAACCUGUGCUAACCCCCUGUGUCUGCCUGUCUUCGAGCCCUAGGCUCUAACGCUGGUGAACAAACAGAUGAAUACAUCGCUCCUUUUUUUAAGAGUGUUUUUUGAGGUUUGAAGGGAUGUUACUGGGUUAUUUUCCGUAACUGAUGGGGAAGAGGUAAUCUGUUUUCUUUUAUAAGCAAUGGUUGUCAGAAGUCUGUUGCAGCAAAUCCUGUUACUUAUGUUUUCAUCUGUGAUGCAACAACAAGAGUUGAGCUAUUAGCAUUUUAAUGUCAACUGGCUUAUAAAUAUUAAUUUGUGUACCUUCUGUAUGUUGCAAAAGAAAAUGAUCCAGUUAAGGCCAAGACAUAUCUUUCUGUAGCGUUUAAAAAAAUUGCGUUGCUUCCGUUAAAGGCUCUUUAAUUGUAUAAAUGUGUAUUUAAUUAAACUUUACUGAAAUGAAAUUAGCUCCAAAGUAAGCUCAUUUUUACAGCCUUUCUUUUGUUAAGGAAUACGUAGGUAGCUUUUGUUUUCUCUUAGGCUUAGGAAGAGGAACUCUUUUUAAACUUUCCCUCUCAAAACACAUGCUUCACCAAUGCUACUGUAAGGAUGUAUAUGGAGCAUUUGGACUAAUGGAAGCAGCAAAGAAAUGGGGACAAUCGGUAACUCUAAAUGGAAAGCAGGGCUGUCUGUCUUCAUUAAGAUGACAGUGAUAUUUCUCAGAGCCUUUGCUCUACUUUGAGAAGGAUAACUAAUCCAUUAUUAAGCUGGAUUUAUCACUGAUUUAAAGUUUCUACCUGGAGCUAAUAAUUUUUGAGAGAUUGAAAUAGGUUACUGUGGUGCUUGCAUCAACCUUUCUUUGUGUUUGGGACUUGGGGCAUGGGUAUGGGACCAUCUUUCUGCUUCCAAACCUUGAAUUUCACUCUGACAGCUCCUCAACUAGCUCUCAGAUGCCGGCGCAUUAGGUUUAUGUAGCAUCAAUGCUAGUAGUCUUCCUGGUUUCCGUGGUUCAUGUAAUGUGAUA